AUGUGCAAUGCAAAACAGUCUGAACUUCUCAACGAAAAUCUAUAUUAUGAGUUUCUUAAAUCCAAUAUUGUGUCUAAUAACUUGACAAACACUAUAUAUGAGCCUGAAACCGAAUUUGUAUUUAACCAACCAAUGAAUAAUGAAGUAUGUGUAAAUAAGAAUGCAAGUCAUGCAAAAGUAAAAGCUGUGCUUGAAAAUCGUUGCAUCUUUGAGCAGUUUGAAAAAAAUACAACAGAAAUGGUCGUGACUAAACAAGGAAGACGGAUGUUUCCAUCACCUGAGAUUACUCUGUCAGGAUUAGAUCCGAAUACAUUAUAUUAUGUGGCUAUGGAUUUUACUGCAGCCGACAAUGCAAAAUAUAAAUGGUCUAAAGAAAAUUGGGUAUUGCACGGUGAAAGGGAUACUCAUUGGUCAUCAAAUACAUUUGUUCACCCAGAAAGUCCUCUUUUAGGUUCGCAAUGGAUGAAAAAAAUAAUUAAUUUUAAGACAAUGAAGCUCACAAAUAGUACAUCAAGCUCAUUUGGAAAUAUUGUUUUGAGCUCAAUGCACAAGUAUCAGCCUCGUGUUCACGUUAUACCAUAUUACGAGGUCUAUUUGAAUUAUUCUCAUCCCAUCAGCACCUUUGUUUUUAAAGAAUGUCAGUUUAUUGCUGUUACGGCAUAUCAAAAUCCGAAGAUUACGGACUUAAAAAUAAAAUACAAUCCCUUUGCAAAGGGAUUUCGCGAACAGAGAAAACGAAAAUUACCAAUACAGCAAAUUUCUUCCUUUGAGCAGCUAAAAACAUAUUAA
Molecule: messenger RNA, 789 nt
Organism: Hydra vulgaris (swiftwater hydra)
Lineage: Eukaryota; Metazoa; Cnidaria; Hydrozoa; Anthoathecata; Hydridae
Source: RefSeq, a predicted model, not a curated record